Molecule: messenger RNA, 1260 nt
Organism: Mercenaria mercenaria
Lineage: Eukaryota; Metazoa; Mollusca; Bivalvia; Venerida; Veneridae
Exons: 1
Coding region: 1-1260 (419 amino acids)
Source: RefSeq, a predicted model, not a curated record
AUGAGCUGUACAGUGAGAACUAUUGGCAGUACAGUGAGUACUAUGAGCAGUACAGUGAGUACUAUGAGCAGUACAGUCAGAACUAUGAGCGGUACAGUCAGAACUAUGAGCAGUACAGUGAAUAGUACGAGCAGUACAGUGAGUACUAUGAGCAGUACAGUUAAAAUUAUGAGCAGUACAGUGACAAUUAUGAGCAGUGCAGUGAGUACUAUGAGCAGUACAGUGAGUACUAUGAGCAGUACAGUGAGAAUUAUGAGCAGUACAGUGAGAAUUAUGAGCAAUGCAGUGAGUACUAUAAACAGUAGAGUGAGAACUUUCAGCAGUACAGUGAGAACUAUGGGCAGUACAGUGAGAACUUUGAGCUGUACAUUGAGAACUAUGUACAGUACAGUGAGUACUAUGAGCAGUACAGUGAGAACUAUGAACAGUACAGUGAGUACUAUGAGCGGUACAGUGAGAACUAUGAACAGUGCAGUGAGAACUAUGUGCAGUACAGUGAGUACUAUGAGCAGUACAGUGAAAACUAUGAACUGUACAGUGAGUACUAUGAGCAGUACAGUGAGAACUAUGAACAGUGCAGUGAGAACUAUGAGCAGUACAGUGAGAACUAUGAGCAGUACAGUGAGAACUAUGAGCAGUACAGUGAGAACUAUGAGCUGUACAGUGGGAACUAUGAACAGUACAGUGAGAGCUAUGAGCGGUACAGUGAGAACUAUGAUCAGUACAGUGAGAACUACGGGCUGUACAGAGAGUACUUUGAGCGGUACAGUGAGAACUACGAGCAGUACAGUGAGUACUGUGAGCAGUACAGUAAGUACUAUGAACAGUACAGUGAGAUCUAUGAGCAGUGCAGUGAGAACUAUGAGCGGUACAGUGAGAACUAUGAGCAGUGCAGUGAGAACUAUGAGCAGUACAAUGAGAACUAUGAGCGGUACAGUGAGAACUAUGAGCAGUACAGUGAGAACUAUGAGCGAUACAGUAAGUAAUAUGAGCGAUACAGUAAGUAAUAUGAGCAGUACAGUGAGAACUUUGAGCGGUAUAGUGAGUACUAUGAGCAAUACAGUGAGUAAUAUAAGCAGUGCAGUGAGUACUAUGAGCAGUACAGUGAGUACUAUGAGCUGUACAGUGAGUACUAUGAGCAGUGCAGUGAGUACUAUGAGCAGUACAGUGAGUACUAUAAGCAGUACAGUGAGUAUUGUGAGCAGUGAGUACUAUGAGCAGUGCAGUGAGUACUAUGAGCAGUACAGUAAGUACUGUUAG